Molecule: messenger RNA, 1066 nt
Organism: Eurytemora carolleeae
Lineage: Eukaryota; Metazoa; Arthropoda; Copepoda; Calanoida; Temoridae
Product: partner of bursicon
Exons: 6
Coding region: 26-424 (132 amino acids)
Biological process (GO): G protein-coupled receptor signaling pathway
Cellular component (GO): extracellular region; bursicon neuropeptide hormone complex
Molecular function (GO): G protein-coupled receptor binding; neuropeptide hormone activity
Source: RefSeq, a predicted model, not a curated record
GAGACCUAAUUUUCAGAAGUUUAAAAUGUUUAAGAUUUUCUUAGUCUUGGCUGUUUUUUCACAAGUGGAAGCAAGAUAUGAAAGUGUUUGUGAAACUAUACCAUCAAAAAUUCAUUUAACAAAGGAAGAGUACAGUAAAUCCAAGGAACUAAUGCGUACAUGUGAGGAGGAUGUACAGAUUAACAAGUGUGAAGGUACAUGUGCUUCAGGGACCCAGCCAAGUGCUAUGGACAGAUCUGGUUUUACUAAAGAUUGUAAGUGCUGUAGAGAAGGCGGAUACAGAGAGAGGAUUAUAACCCUGACAAAAUGUUUUGACCAAGACGGAUUAACUCUAGAUGGUUCUCUAGCUACUAUGCAGGUUACCCUGAAAGAACCUGAAGGAUGUCAGUGCUUUCCAUGCGGAUCUGAACUUCCCUCUUCAUAGACUUAAACAUCGGAAUUUAUAGCAAAAAGUAGUUGAACUAGUUACGUGUAAUUCAACUCUCUCUCCUCCGCGAUUUAAAGUGGAUCGUAGCGGAAUAGAGAGGUAAUUGAACUAGCCGUAGCUAGUUCUACUACUUUUCUCUUCAGUUUAUAAAUUCUUAACAAAGAGAAGAGUAAUAGUAUUCCAACUUUAAAACCGAAUAUUUGGCACUUUACCUUAAAAAACCGGAGUUGAAAACAUCGCAGAUGUAAAAAAAUUUAAUUCCAACGGAAUGAGAGCUCUGAACAUUAAAAGAAACGUGUUUCAAUUUACAAUUAUAAGCUUUGUUACAUUUCUGAACUCUUCAUUACAUCCCGAACAAUUACAUUUCAACUCUCAACUUUUGAAUCUGGUCCUCCUAUAGACAUUUGAGCUUAAGACAAAAUUAUGAAAGCUUUUCACAUACAUUCGUAAAAAAACAUCGUAGGUUUUUACCUAAACAUAUUCGUAUAUAAGAGGACAGUUCCAUAUGAUAUCUUGAAUGAAUAAUUGAGCCGGUCAUCCAAUGGUCCUUAAACAGUAAUGCAACAGCCAGCCUUAAACUAGUUUGUAAGAUCUUUAACCUGUUAUCAGCAUUCGUCAAAAAUAAAAUGUAUUUUAUUA